Messenger RNA from Neospora caninum, 3636 nucleotides. RefSeq lists its product as hypothetical. NCBI's taxonomy places the organism in Eukaryota, Apicomplexa, Conoidasida, Eucoccidiorida, Sarcocystidae. The transcript has 3 exons. The record is from RefSeq and is a predicted model, not a curated record. The coding region runs from base 1 to 3636 and encodes 1211 amino acids.
AUGCCAGUUAUUUUGCCAAUAGGAACGCAGUACAUGGAGGCUUCGAAGGAGUUUGUUGUGGGGGUUCAGUCUUGUCCAGCUCUAACACGGCUUGAGGAACACAACCGCCAGGAUAUUGCUGAAUCCGCUGCAAAGUUUGGAGACGACACCAGCGUGGGGGCGAAGCCUUUAACACUGCACUGUGAAGUCUUGCUUUUCAAGUACGACGCACGCACAGGGGACCAUGUUGCUACAUUUAGGUCUGUUUUUGACGGGGGAGGCAGGGGGACUGUGAUGGGCUUCUAUGUCAACGAGCCCAAAAAUGCUCACUGCCCCCAAGCCAGCAACACGGUUUUAGUCUGGUACUGGGGUCAGUGGGUUUCAAAGAGCAUGUCCAUAUGCACUGCACGCGAAAAGGCGUUUUUCCGGACAAACGGGUCUAGUGGGGCAGAAGAUGAUUUGAUUGACGGGCGAAGCUACCGGCUUACGUACGGCGGGACCGACGAUGAAGUGCGGCGAAAUGCACACCUCACAACCGCUUACCAUAUUCCUCAAGGUGCUCGACUGUGCAGGCAGAGAACGGCAGAACAGGACUGGGGUACGCGUCCUGACCCUGCACGAAAUGUCCGAGCCAUGGACCUUCAGUUCUCUUCGUCGGACUGCGUUGUGAUGGCUGAUACAGCGAUACUCCCUUUAGAUUCAGUCUCUUGUAUGGAAGUGCCGUUUGACCCCGCAGUUCCCCUGGGAAGAAUCCUUGUUACCAGCUUACCCUUCGACACGACAAACCCAGAUUUGUACCAGCCGAAGCGCGACUGGUCGACGUUCAACGUGAAUGGCAAAGCGAUAUAUCGAGGCACGCGUGUUGUGCUGCAGAGGAACAGAUUUAGUUCCCAGGUGAUUCGUAAGGAGCAUAUCGUUGACGGCUACAACUACUUCAUGGCCUACUAUCAUAUGGUGGCUGACGAGAAGACGAACUAUCCGUGGCAAUCUUGCGCAGUUAGCGAGGUUACGAUUCGGCCACUGCGCAUCGCUCAUCAUCCACUUUCAUGCGCAAGAUGCGAAGAUUUCGGAUACAGCUACACGAGCAGCUCGUCUGGUUUGCUUGUCUUCUGGUGUAUUGAUUCUCUCGCUUCGUCGGAGAAUCUCGGCCCUGGCCUUGUUCUCAAUGAAAUAGCUGUUGACAACCGUUCUGUCACCUUUCUUCUACACCACGAUGCGAAGUUGCCGGCUUCCCAGCCCUACAAAACUAACAGCGUGUAUAACUGGUACCGCGAUGUAAACGUGAUUUCUCGGCCCGAUUCCGACAUUAUCUACGCCUUCUACAUCUGCGACAUGUACCCGCAACUUGAAGAUUUCCGGUUUGGGCCUGUCGCGAGCUCGUCACUUUUGUGGGGUACGUUCAAAAGCACUGCAACGUCCGUGAACCAGACGCCAGUACGAGGGCGCCCGAUUAUCGGCGAAGUCUUUUCGCCAGAGCUGAAUAGCCUGUCGGUUGUCCUUGUCGACUCUGCUGAAGAGCUGUUCAUGAUUCUCUUUGAAAAUGCGAUCGACCAGGUUUUCAACGGAAUUCUCUUUACCGCCAAAAACGGCGGCGACAUUCUCGAAGGUUCAGACCUCAUGCUGCCCAACAGCACGCCGCAAGCGUAUGACAGCACGGCAUACGGGACUCGCUUCGAAGUCGGUUCAGAUAAUGUUGCGUACAGAGUUCAGCUGUCCCCCGGGAGCAUUGGCAGUCUUGAAGCACGAACCUUCAAGGCUCCCCCGCUUCCUGAUGCUUCGGCGACGACAUUUGACCACUUCUACAGGGUUAGGGCGUCCAAAUUCGAGGCUGCGUGUGACGGGCGUAUUGUCACACUAGGCAUACAGGUGCUUGGGCGUGAACUGAGCGGAACACUUUUGUACAUCAAGAUCAAGCCAGGGACGUUUCGGCAACGCGGGACAAACAAGACACUAGACCAGAUAAGUCGAAACGACAAAGGGUGGCAGGAGACAAGGGUGCGUUGCUUUCCGUAUUUGUUUCUUCUCAGCUGGCUUCCUCCGCUUCGGGAUGCAUCUUGCACAACUGCCUGUUAUAAAUUUCAGGUAUUCCGUACUAAAACCGCAGCAUCCAUUAACGCAAACUGUCCUUGGAAAGACGGGACUCUUCGCGCAGCUCCAUGUUCAUCAUCGGGUUGCAGCUGGGCCGAAUUCGCUGUCGCAGAUCCAAGUCUGGAAGCUUCAGUCGACCGAAAUAUCCGAACGGCAGGAGCGACUUUUUUCCCUGGUAGCCUGUCCCCUGUUACGUUUGAUCUUAAACGGAUUUCUGACAUUACGGAGGUGCUCCUUGUCUUCAACGAGACGGUGAUCGGCCCUCAGUUUGACAUUGAGCUCUCCUUUUUGAACGGUCUUGGGCAGGAGUUCAGCGUGACACGGGCGUCAACCGGUGGUAACCAGUUCCCCGUUAACUUCCCUUUCGACCGAACAUACGUCAGGAAUUGCUCCUGGAACGAAUCCUGUGCGCAAAAGUUCCGGCAUACGAAUAGCGGUAGUGUUGUAAAGGCUUCGAACUUGCAGGUGUACGGAGUACAAAGCAUUGCUGUUGUUUACCACGGAGGUGACCAUCCGGUGGAAUUGCUAGAACUAAGCGUGAAGGGUCGUCAAGAAUCACUUGAAUGUCCUGGCCAUGGUUUCUUUACCAGCCCUGGCAGAUGUCCGUCCCCCUCUGAUUUAUUCGUUCCUGCCAAGCUGGAAGAUUUAGAUUGCCAAGGGUUUUGGACAGAAUGGACUACAUGCGACCAUUUUUGCCGAGAAUUGCGAUUCUUCUCCCGCUCCCGAGAUCCACUGCCAGGAGGCAAACCCUGCCCUUUUGUUGAGCACAGGGCUUGCAACGAAGGGCGUUACUGCAACGUGAACGAUGAGAAGUUCGCCUCUGUCCUGGAUCACUUCAAAGACCGAAAUUGCGAGUACGAAUUAGGCGAGUGGUCGGAGUGUGUGAACUGUCGCGAGCUGAGGUACAUGCACAUUCUCACCCCGGCAGCACGGCAAGGCCAGCCGUGUCCGGCGCAGCGUAUAGAGACCCGCUUUUGCAACGCGAAAUGCGAAAAGCUCUUUGCAGAGGCUGCCAGUUCAUCGACUUCCAGCUGCACAAGCACAAGUACUGCCGCAGGCUCUUCCUCAUCCCUGACGUCGACUCGCCACACUCAGACGAAGACACUCACGGCAUCCAGUUCUUCAGAAAGCGGGAGCGUCAAUGAUUACAUUGCGACUGGCAUCCUGGCAGCCAACGCACUGUUGUUCGCCCUCGUGCUUGGGUUGGGUGCUUGCUGUCUCGUGCGGAAGUCGAGGAGGUUUCACAGAAGCCUCGAAGCACGGCGAAAGGUGCUUCAGCUGAAGAAGGACGUCUUCCAGGCGAAGGCAUCUGCCGCCAUCACUGCGGCCGCAGAAGCCAAAGCAUCUCGCAGCAAAGAGACCCACUUCUAUCCAGUAGAAAACGAACGUGAGCUACAGGAGGCGACACGUCCCGACAUUACGGUGCCGCAGAGGAAAGAUGAAGACGACCACGGCCUGGCAUGUCCUCGUGGUAGAAGAACUCUCUUUCACACAGCAGAUGUCGACGCGGGAGAGCACGAAACAGAUCCUGGGCGGGGGCAAGGACCCGGGCCAGUACAGAGUGUUUGA